GUUUCCCUGACAUCUGGACGUUAUCUUCAUCUCAUGGAGCCGGAGCCGGAGGAAGCUGAAUCCUCAACGCCGCCUCGCUCAGGCCCAAUCGAGGUCGUCAACUCAAUCCGUGAGCGUGCCAUCGCAGAGAACAGCAUGGUGGUCCUGCUGCAGGGUCUCCAGGGCGAGGUGACCACCGUGGACAUGAGGAACGAGAGCACGGCGCGGGGACGCCUGGUCAACGUGGACGCCUACAUGAACGUGCGCCUGGAGGAGGUGUUGUACCGGGACCAGCGCGGUCAAGUCACACAGCUGCAGGACCUGUUCGUCACGGGCAGGAACGUCCGCUACGUGCACAUCCCGGACCACGUGGACAUCAUGAAGACCAUCCAGAGUCAGCUGACCAAGAUCCACAGGGUGCGCAACUUUGGAGGAGAAGGAGGAGGCAAGAAGGAGUUCGCCAAGAAAAAGAAAUAGACCAAACUCUGCAGGGUUGAGAGCAGAGAUGCCUGGAGUUACAGGUGCUUCUUUGUGUUUUCAGAUUUGAGUCCACACAUCACUUUCAUAUAAUGUUUUGUUGUGAAAUUGGGGACUUGUGCACCUCCUCAGGUCCUUUAAAGCCUUAAAAGGAAACAAUCUGACAGAGAGAACAAACCUCGUUAUGGUAGAACUGCUCCCAAAGUGUGAUUAUAUUAAUGUCAUGCUGCUUAUCAAGGUGCAGGUCAGGUUAGUUUAAGUUAUAUUUCUCAUUAGAAGUCUUCUUUAGGCUAUAUACAGCCAGAAAGAUAAUAAACAGUUUCCAGCCACAUACUUGAGGAUGAAACUGGUGUUAAACUUAGUUAUGUUAUAUUUAAAAGUCUUUAAUUGAAACCCUGAUCAAGUGACGAUGUACAGUUUGAGUUGAACUUUUUUAUUUUGGACAGUUACCAACAGACAGUUGUUUUGAGAUUGUAAAUAAAGAUGCUCAUCAAAAAAUCA
Molecule: messenger RNA, 957 nt
Organism: Limanda limanda (common dab)
Lineage: Eukaryota; Metazoa; Chordata; Actinopteri; Pleuronectiformes; Pleuronectidae
Gene: lsm10
Product: LSM10, U7 small nuclear RNA associated
Exons: 1
Coding region: 34-456 (140 amino acids)
Biological process (GO): mRNA 3'-end processing by stem-loop binding and cleavage
Cellular component (GO): cytoplasmic U snRNP body; nuclear body
Molecular function (GO): U7 snRNA binding; histone pre-mRNA DCP binding
Source: RefSeq, a predicted model, not a curated record